Molecule: messenger RNA, 816 nt
Organism: Magnolia sinica
Lineage: Eukaryota; Viridiplantae; Streptophyta; Magnoliopsida; Magnoliales; Magnoliaceae
Product: acyltransferase GLAUCE-like
Exons: 6
Coding region: 1-816 (271 amino acids)
Molecular function (GO): acyltransferase activity, transferring groups other than amino-acyl groups
Source: RefSeq, a predicted model, not a curated record
AUGAAAGCUCGAGACGCUGGUAAUGGCUUCGGAAAGAGGGAGAAAGAUGGUUGUGAGCCAUCACCUUCGUCUAGCUGUGACGCUGUUCGUCAAUGGCCGUCGAUCCAUCAGGUCAAGGUCACAAGAUUCAAAUGUGGAGGAUUCUCAAUUGGGUUUGUGAUCAACCACAGCAUACUUGAUGGGAAAUCAGCGGCUGAGAUGUUCCACAACCUGGCCUCCAUCUGCAGGGGUGAAGGCCUCAAGACCCAUGAGCAAGAUAACUCCACCCUUGCACAUGGGUUUGUUGGGAAUGCAGUUGUAACAGCUUGUGCAAGUGCAAAGGUGGUGGAUUUGAAUAAGGAGUCUUUGGGGUUUUGUGUUGAGAAGGUGAAGGAAGCAAUAGAGAUGGUGGCAGAUAAGUAUGGGAAGCCCACCUAUUGUGGCCCAGUUGUGAGUGGAAUUGAUGAGUUUGUGUUAUUGCUCUCUGAUGGUAUUGGGGUGAGGAGAGGUGGAGGUGUCAAUGAGCAAGAUAACUCCACCCUUGCACAUGGGUUUGUUGGGAAUGCAGUUGUAACAGCUUGUGCAAGUGCAAAGGUGGUGGAUUUGAAUAAGGAGUCUUUGGGGUUUUGUGUUGAGAAGGUGAAGGAAGCAAUAGAGAUGGUGGCAGAUAAGUAUGGGAAGCCCACCUAUUGUGGCCCAGUUGUGAGUGGAAUUGAUGAGUUUGUGUUAUUGCUCUCUGAUGGUAUUGGGGUGAGGAGAGGAGGAGGUGUCAAUGUAUGGAUGGCCUUAGAACAAGAGAAGAUGGAGAAAUUCAUGAUGCAUGUGUUUGAGAUGUAG